UGUUGCUGUUUGUGAUAAGACACUUGAAUAAAAUUUAAGAUUCAAGUUCACUGUUCAAAUGUCAAGUGUUUGCUACCGUUCGGAAUUAUACCCUCUUGCUUUUGGCAAAGAGGAUAGCUAAAAGUACAUCGCCUGAGUUAUGUAACAGUCUUACAUUUAAAAGCAAGUUCGACAUCAAAUUCUAUACUUACAUAAAGGAACUCAAGUAUAUUAUGGCAUCCAAGGAGUCAUAUAUUCCACAUUUUAAUCACUUGUGCAAUAUUCAAGAUUUUGAAGAAAGUGCUCUACAGAUUUUACCGAAGAAAGUCAAAGGAUACUACAAAAGUGGUGCUUGUAAUGAAACAACUUUGGCCAACAAUAUAUCAGCUUUUCAAAGGCUACGUAUCCGACCUCGUGUCAUGAUUGAUGUAUCUGUUCGACAGCUUGAAACUAAAAUCCUUGGAAAUCGUAUUUCUUUUCCUCUUGGAAUAGCACCAACAGCCAUGCAGAAGAUGGCACAUCAUGAUGGAGAGAUUGGCACUGCCAGAGCUGCUGGCGAAAUGGGCACUAUUUUUAUCCUGUCAACUCUCAGUACAACCAGUGUAGAAGAUGUUGCUGCUGCUGCCCCAAAUACAAUCAAGUGGCUUCAACUUUACAUCUAUAAAGACAGAGAUAUUACAAGAAGGCUUGUCGAACGUGCAGACAAAGCAGGGUUCAAAGCUCUAGUACUCACAGUUGACACGCCCAAGUUUGGCAUUCGCUAUGCUGAUGCUAAAAACCAAUUUGACAUACCGGCUCAUUUGAAGUUGGCUAAUUUCUCCGAUGAAAAGUCAUACAUGAAUAUGAACGGAGGACAAGGAAAUAGUGCUUUGAGCUCUUAUGUCAAUGCUUUGUUUGAUCCUACCUUGAGUUGGAAAGAUGUCCAAUGGUUAAAAAGUAUUACUAAACUACCAAUAGUACUGAAAGGAAUCCUUACAAGAGAGGACGCCAAAAUUGCAGCUGAUCUGGGAGUUGCUGCUAUUUUAGUCUCAAACCACGGAGCCAGGCAGUUGGACACCACUCCUGCCUCAAUUGAAGCUUUGCCUGAAAUUUCUGAAGCUGUCGGUGAAAGAGUUGAAGUGUAUUUGGAUGGUGGAAUUCGCAAUGGCACUGACGUGUUUAAAGCUCUUGCCCUCGGAGCCAAGAUGGUAUUUGUUGGUCGUCCAGCCAUCUGGGGUCUGACAAACGGUGGUAAAGAUGGAGUUAAAAGAGUUCUGGAAAUUCUUAAAUCAGAGUUUGACAAUGCUCUUGCCUUAGCAGGUGCCUUAUCCGUUGAAGAUAUUCAGAAAAGCAUGGUGGUUCAUGAAUCUCACUAUGCUAAGUUGUGAUUUUUGUCUGAAAAGCUUGCUGUUGAAACAGCACUACUGUAUCUUCCAUUCAGUGUGAUCAAAAUUGUAGUUGUGCCAUUUCAAAUUGUUAUACUUUUGAUUUGUUAAGUUUUUACAAUCAUUAUUUUCUUUUAAGUAUUUUUAUAAAAGUAGUGGGCAAGUAUAAAAAAAGUGAAGAAUCGCAGGAAACUUGCUCAAAUUGAUAUCAUAGACUGCCAAAA
Molecule: messenger RNA, 1567 nt
Organism: Bemisia tabaci
Lineage: Eukaryota; Metazoa; Arthropoda; Insecta; Hemiptera; Aleyrodidae
Gene: Hao
Product: Hydroxyacid oxidase
Biological process (GO): fatty acid alpha-oxidation
Cellular component (GO): peroxisomal matrix
Molecular function (GO): (S)-2-hydroxy-acid oxidase activity; FMN binding
Source: RefSeq, a predicted model, not a curated record